AUGAAAAUGCAGGAGCUGGGCAAUGAGAAGAUCCAACUUGCUAGUCAGAUGGUGGAGAUGUUGGAGAAUCUUAGCCGGCAAGUAGACUGUCUUACUGAGCUUCUAGAAACCCGACAUGAACCCCAAGAAAGCAUGACAGCUACUACCAUAUCUUCUGUUAUUCCCAGCAAGAGAAGGGAAGAGGAGAAAAGAAGAGAGAAAUCCAUUGGUUCCAUAGAAGGUUGUCAGAAAAAUAUUGACACUCAGAAGAACGUCUCUAUAGUUCACCAUGAUGAAGGGACUGGCGGCAUUGUCAGGGAGAAGCAGAAUAAAACCUCAAAGAAAAAGAAGAGGUCCAAAGCCAAAGCUGACAGAAAGCCUUCACCUACAGAUCUACUUAUUGAUCCGAAUGAGACUACUUACUGCCUGUUUGAGCAGGUGUCAUUCGGGGAAAUGGUUGGUUGUGAUAAUUAUAAAUGUCAAAUUGAAUGGUUUCAAUUCUCAUUUGUUGGGCUUAAUCACAAACCCAAAGGGAAGUGGUAUUGUCCAAAAUGUACGGGAAACAGAGAAAACCAUGCACAAAGCUUUGGAAAAAGCAAAGAAGGAGAGGGCAUUUAA
Messenger RNA from Cyprinus carpio (common carp), 597 nucleotides. Its product is annotated as inhibitor of growth protein 1-like. The coding region runs from base 1 to 597 and encodes 198 amino acids. Gene Ontology annotation, cellular component: nucleus. The record is from RefSeq and is a predicted model, not a curated record. The transcript has a single exon. NCBI's taxonomy places the organism in Eukaryota, Metazoa, Chordata, Actinopteri, Cypriniformes, Cyprinidae. Gene Ontology annotation, biological process: positive regulation of DNA-templated transcription.